UCAUUCAGCGGGGCUGGGGUGCACUAUGGCGCUGCGGGGCAUCUGGGUUUUGGAACUGGCCGGCCUGGCCCCAGGCCCCUUUUGCGGCAUGAUCUUGGCGGACUUCGGGGCGCGGGUGGUGCGCGUAGACCGGCCCGGCUCCAGCGGCGACGUGAGCCACUUGUCGCGGGGCAAGCGCUCCCUGGUGCUGGACCUGAAGCGGCCGGAGGGAGUGGCCGUGCUGCGGCGCAUGUGCACGCGGGCGGACGUGGUGCUGGAGCCCUUCCGCUGUGGUGUCAUGGAGAAACUCCAGCUCGGUCCAGAGAUUCUGCAGCAGGAGAAUCCGAGGCUUAUCUAUGCCAGGUUGAGUGGAUUUGGCCAUUCUGGCAGCUUCUCCAAGUUAGCUGGCCAUGAUAUCAACUAUUUGGCUUUGUCAGGUGUUCUAUCAAAAAUUGGCAGAAGUGGUGAGAAUCCAUAUGCCCCGCUGAAUCUCCUGGCUGACUUUGGUGGUGGUGGCCUCACAUGUGCCUUGGGCAUUAUGCUGGCACUCUUUGAACGUACACGCUCUGGCAAGGGUCAGGUCAUUGAUGCAAAUAUGGUGGAAGGAACAGCAUAUCUAAGUUCUUUUCUGUGGAAAAGCCAAAAAUUGAAUCUGUGGGAAGGAGCUCGAGGACAGAACCUGUUGGAUGGUGGAGCACCUUUCUACACAACUUACAAGACAGCGGAUGGGGAGUUCAUGGCUGUUGGAGCACUAGAACCCCAGUUCUAUUCACAGCUUAUCAGAGGACUUGGACUAAAGUCUGAUGAACUUCCUGAUCAGAUGAACAAGGCUGACUGGCCAGAAAUGAAGAAGAAGUUUGCAGAUGCAUUUGCAAAGAAGACGAAGGCAGAGUGGUGUAAAAUCUUUGACAGCGUAGAUGCUUGUGUGACUCCGGUUCUAACUUUGCAAGAGGUUGACCGUCAUUGUCAUAACAAAGAACGGGGCUCAUUUAUUACUGAUGAGGAGCAGGGUGUAAGUCCCCGCCCUGCACCUCUGCUGUCGAACACUCCGGCCACCCCUUCUUCCAAAAGAGAUCCUUUUAUAGGAGAACACACUGAGGAGAUACUUAAAGAAUUUGGAUUCAACCAGAAAGAGAUUGAUCAGCUUAAGUCAGAUAAAAUAAUUGAAAGCAAUAAACUAACAGCUCAACUUUAACUUCCAGGCCCACAGCUCAAGUGAAUUUGAAUAUUGCAUUUAUGGUGUAGAAUAAUACAUAAAAUUGUAUGCAUUGAAACAUGGAAGAGCAGUGUUGUGGUGAUCCAACUAUUCUAAUCAAGAGACAAUUAAAGACCUUGAUUACACAGUAUUACUGAAUUCUGAAAAUGGUUAUCAUCAGGGCUUUUGAUUUAGGAAUAUUUUGUGUACUUAUACUAAAUUGUGGUAGUUUUUCUGCUUUCCAAUUGAUGUAAUUUAUUUGUUGAUAUUAAGAUACUAAUAUAUUUUAAAUAAAUUAGUAUAACAUGUUUUUAUUAAAUAAAGCAUUCUUUUUCCCUCAAAUAUA
Carlito syrichta (Philippine tarsier) is the source of this 1520-nucleotide messenger RNA. RefSeq names its product alpha-methylacyl-CoA racemase (gene AMACR). Gene Ontology annotation, molecular function: alpha-methylacyl-CoA racemase activity. NCBI's taxonomy places the organism in Eukaryota, Metazoa, Chordata, Mammalia, Primates, Tarsiidae. Gene Ontology annotation, biological process: bile acid metabolic process. The coding region runs from base 26 to 1174 and encodes 382 amino acids. The transcript is spliced from 5 exons. Gene Ontology annotation, cellular component: mitochondrion. The record is from RefSeq and is a predicted model, not a curated record.